AUGUUUGAGGAGCCAAAAGUGAACCUUAAUUCACGUUGUUAUAUAGACUUGAUUGACUGGCAACAAAAUAUAUACGAACCGCCAAUACUAAAGAAUAUUUCUGAUGAGCAGUUGCAAGAUCUCAUUGAAAAUGGAGAAGAUGCAGUUUUGGAGUUUAUGAGACUGCCUUGCCACACAAGAAGCAGCUCUAAGUGUAUGCGAAAAGAAAAGAAGAGAGGGAUUCAUAAAAAUCUAAAUUAG
This is a messenger RNA of Parnassius apollo (apollo), 240 nucleotides long. NCBI's taxonomy places the organism in Eukaryota, Metazoa, Arthropoda, Insecta, Lepidoptera, Papilionidae. The record is from the annotation of a GenBank genome assembly.